AUUAAAGAAUAAAAAGAAAAAAAGAAAAAGAAAAAAAGUUCAUAAAUGUCUCUAACACCUGAAAAUAAUUUUGAAGGGCCUCAUUUUUCAAACGGACCUACAAGUAGAACUACAAUAGGACAAUUUUCAAGAAUGAAUAUUCAUGAGCAAUUUGAAUCGUUAAUUCAAAAUGCUGUUCAAGAUAAAGAAAUAAAAACUUUAAAAGAACAAAUCGACAAAUUAAGAGAAGAAAAUGAAAAAUUAUCAAAACAAAUCGGUCAUGGUGGUCAUGGUGAUAUUAAGAAUAAAGCCGAAACUUUGAAAAAAGCACUUGAUGACUUUUUGGAGCAUCCAAAUUCAAAUAGACACCCGACCUUUAGUAGUAGAUUACAACAAGCUUCCCACAUUCCUCCUUCUGUUUCAAUCCCAAAUUCCAAUAUUGAUGGUAUAUUAAACCAUCAACUUCUACUCGACCAGAUGAACUUUCAGUGAAUAGUCAGAGAUUUAAUCCAAAUCGUAAUUUCAAUUCCCACAAUUCUCACAAUUCUCAUGAAGAUUUUAGCGUAUGUAUCUAUACGUAUAUUUUGCUUUGUUUCCCAUAAAAAAAUAAUAUAUAUAUAUUUUUUUUUUUUUU
Molecule: messenger RNA, 613 nt
Organism: Rhizophagus irregularis DAOM 181602=DAOM 197198
Lineage: Eukaryota; Fungi; Glomeromycota; Glomeromycetes; Glomerales; Glomeraceae
Source: RefSeq, a predicted model, not a curated record